AUGCUGAACAAGAAACUGUCUGAGAACGAUGUGCGAGCGCUGUUCGCUGGUCACGGUGCCAUCGAGGAGUGCACGGUGCUCAGGGACGCCCAGGGCCAGAGCAAGGGCUGUGCCUUCGUCACGUUCGUGUCGAAGCAAGCCGCCAUCGCCGCUAUCAAGGCCUUACAUCACAGUCAAACGAUGGAGGGCUGCUCGGCGCCGCUAGUAGUGAAGUUCGCCGAUACGCAGAAGGAGAAGGAGCAAAAGAAGUUGCAAGCGAUGCAGGCGAGCCUCUGGGGCCUAACGACCCCCGUGACGCCGGCGGCGUACCUGGCCUCCGAGGCGGCGCUCUCGCCCGCGACGCAACUGCAGCUGCUGCAGCAACUGCAGGCGGUCGGUCUGCAGCAGCAACUCCUGCAGGGUCAGGGGUCGACGUUACUCCAAGGUGUUAACUAUCAGGAUAUCGGUUUCAAUGGCGCAGGCCUGAGUGGUAGCGCCGUGAGUGGAGUCGGCGGGGUGGGGGGUAUCGGUGGGGGGGCGGCCGAGCAAUUGGGUGGUCUCCUUGCUCCCGUCUCGGUGCAGAACCUGGCCGCUUUAGCCGCCAUGACUCAACCCCCUGUUGUUACGCAAGCUGCACCCAUAGCACCCGCCGCCGCGCCUCAGCCUGCCGCUCCGCAGCUCUGUCUUCUCGGGAAGACUAACAUCACAGGGUCGACCGCGGAACCGCUGAGUUCAGCGUACGCUGCGCAGUUUGGCUCCGCGUUCGCCGCAGCGCCACUGGGUUCCGUCCUGGGCUCGGCCGCCGCGGCAGCCGCCGGCAAGCAGGUCGAAGGUCCGGAGGGGGGCAACCUUUUCAUAUACCACCUGCCGCAGGAGUUCACCGACACGGACCUAGCGUCUACCUUCCUCCCCUUCGGCCACGUGAUAUCGGCCAAAGUGUUCAUAGACAAACAGACGAACCUUUCAAAGUGUUUCGGCUUUGUCUCCUAUGACAACGCCGCCUCGGCUCAAGCGGCGAUACAGGCCAUGAACGGCUUCCAAAUAGGUACAAAGAGACUCAAAGUUCAAUUGAAACGCUCUAAAGAACUGUCGAGACCGUAU
Molecule: messenger RNA, 1080 nt
Organism: Iphiclides podalirius (scarce swallowtail)
Lineage: Eukaryota; Metazoa; Arthropoda; Insecta; Lepidoptera; Papilionidae
Source: the annotation of a GenBank genome assembly